Messenger RNA from Suillus fuscotomentosus, 828 nucleotides. RefSeq lists its product as uncharacterized. Lineage: Eukaryota; Fungi; Basidiomycota; Agaricomycetes; Boletales; Suillaceae. Gene Ontology annotation, molecular function: RNA polymerase II cis-regulatory region sequence-specific DNA binding; DNA-binding transcription factor activity, RNA polymerase II-specific. The transcript is spliced from 5 exons. Bases 1 to 828 code for a protein of 275 amino acids. Gene Ontology annotation, biological process: regulation of transcription by RNA polymerase II. The record is from RefSeq and is a predicted model, not a curated record. Gene Ontology annotation, cellular component: transcription regulator complex; PcG protein complex.
AUGUCUAGCCGCUCAUUCCCGGAGAGUGAUGCUCAUCGAGAAGCAGCUCGGCCAACCCUCCCUUCUGUUCGCGAACUUUUCCCAGAAUUAUCUCGUACUCCAAGACCUUCCGUAAUACCUCCUCCUUCCUGGGUGGGGUCAAGUCACGACCCAUACUGCGCACCACAUAUGGGUCAGUCAGAUGUCCUAUCUGGACCAGGCUUGCAGAGAAACCCUUCGAUACCCUACCACCCUAUUUCUUCCCGUAGUUCACGACACGAAACGCACCCAACACACCUCCAUCCAUCUCAUGAACAUCCACCGCACUCAAUGUAUCAUUCUCAGCAUCCACCAAAUCAAUUUUCUCGGUCAUCCACUAAUAGUGGCCAGGGACGGCCAGCCUACGAUUACACGAGUCACCCAGGGCCCAGCUCAUAUCUGGAUUAUUCAAGGCAUCAGUAUGCCGGGCAAUCCAUGAUGGAGCCCCCUGGAUCAGCAUCUUAUAUUCCACGCUACCCUGAUGUAAGGGGUCAGCAUUACCGUAGAGACUCUCAAGAGACUACAUCUAGUAUGGACGAUUCCAGUCCUCAUGCUAAUGCCGGGCCUUCAUCACUCAAAUACGAGUGCGACUACUGUGGUAAAGGCUUCAAUCGUCCCAGUAGUUUAAAGAUCCACCUGAAUAGUCAUACUGGCGAAAAGCCCUUUACGUGCACCUUUGAGGGUUGUGGUCGUAGUUUCAGCGUGCUCAGCAACAUGCGUCGGCAUGCUCGCGUGCAUGCCGAUGCCUCAGGACGCUAUCAUGAGGACAGCGACGAGUCAAACGACGCACAUUCACGUUCCGGGCGUUAG